This is a messenger RNA of Limulus polyphemus (Atlantic horseshoe crab), 918 nucleotides long. RefSeq lists its product as uncharacterized. The transcript is spliced from 4 exons. The record is from RefSeq and is a predicted model, not a curated record. Lineage: Eukaryota; Metazoa; Arthropoda; Merostomata; Xiphosura; Limulidae. Bases 80 to 565 code for a protein of 161 amino acids.
UCAGUGUCGGCUAAUUUUUAAAAUUCGUAAACACUAUUAAUGUGGAAGCUAAUAUUUUAAUUACUGACUCAGCUUGACCAUGUAUUCGACCAUUUAUGCGAUUUUUGGCUUUGUGUUUGUAUUUGCCGUGUCGGCAAUUCACAUUGUUUCCCUACAUUUUCCGGAUGAGGUACAAUCUGGGCAAGAGCUUCAACUUAGGUGCGACUAUAAUUUAGACGGUGAGAAUCUUUACUCUGUCAAGUGGUAUCGAGAUGACAUGGAGUUUUUCCGCUACGUGCCCAUGGAUAACCCUGUGAAACAAUUCUUUUCUUUGGAUGGAAUUCAGGUUGAUAUUGAGCGAUCGAACAAAGACAUUGUAGUCCUCACAAAAGUAACUCCGAUUACCCAAGGCGUAUUCCGAUGUGAAGUGUCAGCUGAUGCCCCUUCAUUCCAGACAGUCUCUGCCCAGAAGGAUAUGAUAAUCAAUGUGAACUCUGCAUCAGAGAUGAACAAGAAUAUGUCUGGAGGAACAGCAGUCGCCUUGUUUCUUUUCGUCCUAGGAAGAAAAUUACUUGAAAUUCGCUAACGGCAAAUUCGUAAAACAUUGAAAGCACGCAAGUGUGUAUGUGUAAACAAAGACUAAACAACAGAAAGAAAUAAAAAAGUUAAGAAUGUAUGCAUGAACGCAGGUUGGUAGGAACAGCUCUGUCGUUUGUUGAAACUGAACUCAACGGAAACACUGACGCAAUACGGGGUAUAUGAUCUAGAUGUGUCUUCUUUUGCGGGUUAGGCAAGGAAAAACUUUAGAAACAAUAUCUAAUAUAAUUAUUGACAUAUUGAUGUAAUGAAUAUAUAUAUAUAUAUAUAUUUACAUUGUGUGAGGUUCAUAGAUAUGCUCAUUUUCGUCGCUUAUUAUGUAAUUCUAGGUUUGCAAGGUUG